This is a messenger RNA of Meloidogyne enterolobii, 313 nucleotides long. The record is from the annotation of a GenBank genome assembly. Lineage: Eukaryota; Metazoa; Nematoda; Chromadorea; Rhabditida; Meloidogynidae.
UUGCGCCAAAAUGUCAUUACCCCUUGAGAGACAUAUCUCCUCACUACCCCCCUCCCAUCCUUUCACCAAAAUCCCUACCCAUAAUUUUCUCCUAUUUUUAGGCUGUCUCAACUUCCUCUCCAAAAACAAAAUUUCUGCUGUCCGCAAUAUCUCCCUCAAAAACCGCUACCAACUUUCCCCAUCAUUUUCUUCUCCAAUUUCAAUUGAUCCGUUGAAACCUGAAGGAGGGCAGGAACAACCAAAAUUGUCUAGUGAUCCGCGUGAGGCACUUGCUCAAAUACUUAAUAGAAAUCAUAAUAAAUUAAACAAUUAA